GUAAUUUACCCUAAAAAAAAAAAAAAAACCAUUUUCCAACUUUUCUUUUAAACGAAAAACGACACUGCGAUUCUAAUCUUUCUCUUCCAGUACGUGGUUAACAUAACGAACCUCCGAGAUCCGAUCCCAAUCGUUUCAUCACCAUGUCUAGCUCUGCAAUCAUUGCGGCGCAUUCUAGCUCUUGGGCUGCAGCACUCGUUAGGAUCUCUCCAUACACCUUUUCCGCAAUCGGAAUCGCCGUCUCAAUCGGUGUCUCCGUUCUCGGCGCUGCUUGGGGAAUUUACAUCACCGGUAGUAGCUUGAUCGGUGCUGCAAUCAAAGCUCCCAGAAUCACUUCCAAAAAUCUCAUUAGUGUAAUCUUCUGUGAAGCUGUUGCUAUAUAUGGUGUUAUUGUGGCUAUUAUCCUGCAGACAAAAUUAGAAAGCGUUCCAAAAGCAAGUAUCUAUGAACCAGAAUCUCUUAGAGCUGGAUAUGCAAUCUUUGCUUCUGGACUUAUCGUGGGCUUCGCAAAUCUUGUUUGCGGGUUGUGUGUAGGAAUAAUCGGAAGCAGCUGCGCAUUGUCUGAUGCUCAGAACUCCUCUCUCUUUGUGAAAAUUCUUGUGAUCGAGAUCUUCGGCAGCGCGCUUGGCCUAUUUGGAGUUAUUGUUGGAAUUAUUAUGUCAGCUCAAGCAACAUGGCCCUCAAAAUUUUAGUUGUCUUGUAUCAUCAGUGUGUGGGAAUGCGAUUACGGUAGAGCACACUAUGUUUUGUGUAUUGUCAGCGAUUUAGUCUUCUCUGCUUAUCUCUUUUGGCAGGAAUGUAAAAACCAACAUGAUAGCUUGCAUCCGUUACAACCGUAGGCUGUAUUAUCUAUCUACCAAUGAGUUGUUAUAGAAGGGCCUCUAUGUCAGAUAUAUCAGUCUGUUGAUUGAAUUUUAGUAUUUUUGAAAGUACUAAAUCAUCGAUGUUUAUUCAUUUAUAAAUAAAAAUGUGAAUUUAUUUGGGUUC
Trifolium pratense (red clover) is the source of this 987-nucleotide messenger RNA. Its product is annotated as V-type proton ATPase subunit c''2. Gene Ontology annotation, molecular function: proton-transporting ATPase activity, rotational mechanism. The transcript is spliced from 4 exons. Gene Ontology annotation, cellular component: proton-transporting V-type ATPase, V0 domain. The coding region runs from base 144 to 692 and encodes 182 amino acids. The record is from RefSeq and is a predicted model, not a curated record. Gene Ontology annotation, biological process: proton transmembrane transport. NCBI's taxonomy places the organism in Eukaryota, Viridiplantae, Streptophyta, Magnoliopsida, Fabales, Fabaceae.